Strigops habroptila (Kakapo) is the source of this 2577-nucleotide messenger RNA. RefSeq names its product hes related family bHLH transcription factor with YRPW motif 2 (gene HEY2). Gene Ontology annotation, cellular component: nucleus. The transcript has 5 exons. Gene Ontology annotation, molecular function: RNA polymerase II cis-regulatory region sequence-specific DNA binding; protein dimerization activity; DNA-binding transcription factor activity, RNA polymerase II-specific. The record is from RefSeq and is a predicted model, not a curated record. Gene Ontology annotation, biological process: Notch signaling pathway; regulation of neurogenesis; circulatory system development. The coding region runs from base 128 to 1135 and encodes 335 amino acids. Lineage: Eukaryota; Metazoa; Chordata; Aves; Psittaciformes; Psittacidae.
GAGAGGGUUUGCUCUGCUGGCGGUGCGGAGCCGAGCCGUGCUGUGGCCACCCGCACCAGAGCCCUCCCGGAUUUAUUUAUCACUGCCCCUACCCCGGCUAUAAGCUGUGCCGCGUCCUGUGCCCACGAUGAAGCGACCGUGCGAGGAAACUACCUCAGACAGCGACAUGGACGAGACUAUAGACGUGGGGAGUGAGAACAACUACUCGGGGCAAAGUAAUAGUUCUGUCAUUCGAUCAAAUUCCCCGACAACAACAUCUCAGAUUAUGGCCAGAAAGAAAAGAAGAGGGAUUAUAGAGAAAAGGCGCCGUGAUCGUAUAAAUAACAGUUUAUCAGAGCUGAGGCGGCUCGUGCCAACUGCUUUUGAAAAACAAGGAUCUGCCAAAUUAGAAAAAGCGGAAAUACUGCAAAUGACAGUAGAUCAUCUGAAGAUGCUGCAGGCGACAGGAGGUAAAGGUUAUUUUGACGCUCAUUCCCUGGCCAUGGAUUUCAUGAGCAUUGGCUUCCGGGAGUGCUUGACAGAAGUCGCGAGGUACCUGAGCUCGGUGGAAGGCCUCGACACGUCCGACCCGCUGCGCGUUCGACUCGUGUCUCACCUGAGCACCUGUGCCUCUCAGAGGGAAGCCGCCGCCAUGACGUCCUCCAUGGCCCACCACCACCACCCCUUGCACCCUCACCACUGGGCAGCCGCCUUCCACCACCUCCCUGCCGCUUUGCUGCAGCCCAACGGACUCCACGCCUCCGAUGCCGCCCCGUGCAGACUCUCCUCGGACGUGCCCCCCCACGGCUCUGCCCUGCUCACGGCCACCUUUGCCCACACCGACGCCGCACUCCGAGUCCCCUCUGCUGGCAGCCUUGCUCCCUGCGUCCCUCCGCUCUCUACCUCCCUCUUGUCCCUCUCGGCCACAGUUCAUGCCGCCGCAGCGGCAGCCACAGCUGCUGCCCAGAGCUUCCCCCUCUCCUUCACCAGCGCCUUCCCCAUGCUCCCCCCCAGCGCAGCCGCUGCCGCUGUGGCUGCGGCGACGGCCAUCACCCCACCGUUGGCCGUAUCCGCCACCACCAGCCCUCAGCAGGCUGGCAGCGGGGGCAGCACCAAACCGUACCGACCCUGGGGGACUGAAGUUGGAGCCUUUUAAGUGCCCCGUCUCCAUUCGCGGUCCGGCUCCCUCCUCUCCAUCAGCACACGCACAUGUGCACACGCAGCCCCACGUGCCCACACAUACCCAGACAUGAGCCUUCAGGACUCAGCGUGUCCUUCCUGCUCUCCCAAAGGGCCCGGGAGGUGCUGGUGAGCCCGCCAAGGAAUGGCACAGCUUUCCUCAUUUCAGGCAUCGGAGAGGACACGGAGUGAUACUUUCUCCUUCUCAUUCUGGUUUGCUGGAGACAUCUUGAGGGAGCAGCAGUGGCUUUCAUAACAGCAUGACUGUAUUGGCACGUAGAGGUUUCCUGGGAAAUACAUAGAAAUACGUAGACAUUAGAACUAAUAAUUCUCCAGCUAUGCAUCCUUCUUCGGCAGAGAGGUGAAGGGAUCGCACCUACCAGGCUUCCCCAGGCUAGAAAAAGAGUUUGACUUUCGUAAGUGCCUGACGUUGAGAAAAAUAAUAGAUAAAAAUAUAUAUAUGUGUGUUCUGCUAAAACAAAUAACAUUGCACAGGUAUGGAAAUGGUAUGGGAGAGAGGUGAAAUUCUGCAUUCAACUUCAGAACUGGGACACCUUUCCAGGGAAGAGCGUGCUUUUGAAGGAAAGAGGGGUUUUUAGCCAAAAGACUACAGAGGAAGAAUGUUCAAUUUGACAGGCCUAGUUCUCGCUUCCUUAGUUCACUUUCUUUGUACAGACUUGCCAGAUUGUGACAUCUAGCAUAGCAUUGGUAAAAGCAAUUAUCUUAUCAGUGCUGGGAUUAAUGAACGUUUCAGCGCUGCCUCUGAGCCUUGAGGCACCCUUUUUUAUGGCUUAAAUAUGGUGCUAGCUCCUAUCUGCACAGUGAAUUUGUCAUGCACCCAGAAGUAACCACCUGUUUAAAUUGUGCACACUUGGAUACAGUUGAUUCAUGCCAAUACAAGAGACUCGGCGUUUUGAGAGUUCAAAUUCACUUAUUUAGCUAUAUUUGGACAUUUAGCUGAUUCUGUGCAAGAUUCCUCUUCACUAUCAACUUCUGGGAGAACGAUCACUCUGGGUAUGAAUGAAGUUAUGGUAGGGACAGUUUUAAAAUUGGCUUUUAACACGCCAACGUUGUAACGUGGGUUUGAUUCCAAACCAAAAUGAAUGUAUUAAGGGGGGUGUGAGUAAAUUAUUUUGUCAAUACCCAGACAACUAGUGCUGCAUAAAAUGGUUUGCUUUCAUUUUUUAUUACAGUGACUUAAAAUAACCUAAGUAUUUUAAUACAUCCAGUCAAGAACUAGAGAUUUUAUGUAAAAAAAAUUAAAAAAAUAAAAAUAAAACACAGCAUGUAUUAUUAUGCACUUGAUUUCUCUGCUGUGUGGAGAAAGCAAUAAGCAUUGAGAAUGUUAAACAUUAUGCAAAAUAUACUUUAAAAUAUUUGUUUUAAAAAUACUGUACCUAGUUGGUCUUUUACGCAUUA